GUUUGGCAGAUUCUUCAUCACCAACCAAUAGAGAGGAACAUGAACAGACGGUCCCCCAACUUGAAGGCAAUCAAAACGGACACUUACGUUUAGCUCAAACAAUCACUAUUAGUCAAAAUCGCGAAAUAGACAAGCUUUAAAACUGAUGGUGUGCGCUGCUUAGCAGAUGUUGCCGACAAUAAGAUGAGUAUUUUUAGGAUGAUCGCAGAUGAAUGCAUGAAAACUGUGUUCAAAUAUGCCCAAGACUCAGAUUGGAAAGCUUCAAGUUAUGAGAAUGGAAACUGCGUGGUUUCAUACAAGAAGUCACAUGACUGGGAGGGUUACGUGUACAGGAGUGAGUUCAUUAUUGAUGUCUCGCCAAAGGCAGCAAGUCAGUUAUUAUCCGAUAAAAUAAAACACGUGAAAUGGAACAGCAAUGCCAAAGAAAUACACACGAUAGAGUCGCUUGACAAGGACAUGGAGAUAAGGCACAUCGUGUCCCCUGGCUACUUGAUGGGAUUGGUGGCCGCAAGAGAUUUUUGCAACAUAUGCGGAGUGACCAAGAUUCAACAAACGGGAAUUUAUUUUGCAUAUUAUGUAAGCGUGGAUUGCAGAAAAUGUCCCCCGAGCAAGAAGUAUGUGAGAGCCCAUACCUAUCCAUCUGGAACGAUACUAUAUCCAAUAGAAGGGGAACCUAACAAGUCGAGAGUGGUCAGCAUCACGCAGUUUGAUGCCAAAGUACAACCACGUUCCCUUGCAGAAACAUUAUAUCCGUCGCUGAUGGCGCUCUACAGUUCUUGUAUGAAAAGAGGAGCUCAGAAAUUACUUGAGUGACUUCAGUACGGCAUCAUUGGUGUAAUUCAACUUUUGAGUAAACUGGUUUUCCGUGGACAUUUGAGGCAUGCGAAGGAGGAGAGGGGGGGGGGCAAAUGCAGCCUACCAAGGAAUCGCUGCCAUAUUUGCACAAUGUAACUUCGUAUAAUCACUACUACUUUUAAAGUGUUUAUUUUCUCAAAGUUUCUUUUAGAAAUGAUUCGGAGUAAGAUCGAUUCAUUCAUUAUCUUGUACAUUAAAAAUCAAUGUAAAAGUUAUAUUUUGUAUGAAUUAAAUUAUUAUAAACAAUUGA
Messenger RNA from Saccoglossus kowalevskii, 1105 nucleotides. RefSeq names its product stAR-related lipid transfer protein 5-like. Lineage: Eukaryota; Metazoa; Hemichordata; Enteropneusta; Harrimaniidae. The record is from RefSeq and is a predicted model, not a curated record. Gene Ontology annotation, molecular function: lipid binding.